Molecule: messenger RNA, 2237 nt
Organism: Cucumis melo (muskmelon)
Lineage: Eukaryota; Viridiplantae; Streptophyta; Magnoliopsida; Cucurbitales; Cucurbitaceae
Product: probable Ufm1-specific protease
Exons: 13
Coding region: 71-2017 (648 amino acids)
Source: RefSeq, a predicted model, not a curated record
GUAUGCUUCUGCGUAGUGCAGACGAAGAGCUUACCGUUCCUGCUCCAAGAGCUGCAAGCUUGAAGCAUCCAUGGAGGAAGUCGAUGAGAAACAAUGUAUCAGAAUUUUGCCUCACAAGCUCGUUCUACAGAAAAAGGAGCCGGCUCUUCAAUGGCUCAUCGGAUCGCCGUUUCUGUCGCCUCUGACUAUUGUUUCCACUCUCAGAUGCAUCCAUCAUUCGUCUCCACCCGAAUCUGUCUCGCCUGAUUUCACCAAGGAAGCAGAAGAGCUGCGGACGUUAUUGCUGAAAGGUUUUUCUAUUGUUGGAGCAUUGGUUGUUGGAAAUUUCAACGUCGAUGAACAUGCGAGCCAGGCAAUUGAUGCGGCGCGGAAAUUGAAUCAGAUUCUAUCUCAUGGUGAAAAAACAGAGAAGCAAUUAUUGAUUGGAGCGGUUGCUGAUAUCAAUUCUGUAGAUAUUCACUUUUUUGUCUCCCGGUCUGAAAAUGACACGAGCUUGGAUUCUGUUUCUUCUGUUAUGUAUGAAAAUAAUCCCGAAAAAUAUAUUUGGGAGCGAGGCUGUUUGCUCCGGUGCGAACUGCCGAUCAGUGUGCCGCUAUAUAUUCCUCUUGACAGUCCAUCAGAUGUUGAAAAGACGUACGAACAGGCCACAGAAUCUGUUAUUUCCAAGUUGAGAGACCCAGAGGUGGUGUAUGUAGUGGAACAAGUAAACAAAAAUACCUCAGAAGAUCCUUGUCCUGUCAUUCUACGUGGUUCGCUAAUGGAUUUCCAAAUUAAUCUCUCAAAGUUUAGGCAUUUGAAUGAUGCCAGCCAAAAUGCUGAUAGAAUGUCUUUACCGUGUGCAAACUUCUGUUUAAAAAGUAAAACUGAGUGUUCAACGUUUCCUUUACAGAAUGCAGAUAUAAUCCAAGUAAGUGUUCUUCUAAAUAGCUCGGCAAAGUCUGAAAAAUCUAGUGCACCAGUUGUAGAGUACUUUCCAGCUACAGACAAGACCAGGCUUUUGGUUGUCAACUUGAAGGCAGAAGUUCUCUGUUAUGCUGCCAAAUUUCUUCCAUUAACUUAUGCUGUUUCAAUGUUGAUCAUUCCGGGUCUAGUUGACCAGUUAAACUUGAUUAAGAAUGCAAUAUUACCCAACCUUUCAAAGCAACUGCCCCAGCUAGUGCCAUAUCAUUUUUGCCCUCCUGGAUUUUUGCAUCCAAUAACUGCUAUCUAUGAACUCACUUAUGGGGAGACUGAAAUGAAGCAAGUGGAACUAAGAAAAGCCCUACACUUAAGAUUAGGGUUACCUUUUGAUCGUCCUGUGCUAAGAAUUGCUAGUGCAUUGGAUUUCUCUGGUAGGAAGGACAACUUGCCACAAAAGGGUUCCUUUUUGCUCAAAGAUGUUCAUAUUGGAAUUCCAAGCAGCGGUGUUUCAGGUGGCCACAUGUCUCUGGUUCAGGGGUCAUAUGUGUACCAUCAUUAUCUUCAAGAAGGUUUCAAUGACUCGGGCUGGGGUUGUGCUUACCGGUCUUUGCAAACUAUCAUUUCAUGGUUCAGACUCCAACAUUAUACAUCCAUAGAUGUUCCUUCACAUAGGGAAAUACAAGAAGCACUAGUGGAGAUCGGUGACAAGGAUGAUUCAUUUAUUGGGUCACGUGAAUGGAUUGGUGCCAUCGAAUUGAGCUUUGUUUUAGACAAAUUGCUCGGUGUGAGUUGCAAAAUCAUAAAUGUCAGAUCUGGGGCUGAACUUCCUGAAAAAUGUAGAGAAUUGGCAGCACACUUCGAGAGUCAAGGAACUCCUAUAAUGAUUGGAGGUGGUGUUCUUGCAUACACUCUGUUGGGAGUUGAUUACAAUGAAGCAAGUGGAGAUUGUGGUUUUUUAAUAUUGGAUCCUCAUUAUACUGGAAGUGAUGAAGUGAAGAAAAUUGUGAGUGGUGGUUGGUGUGGAUGGAAAAAAGCCGUUGAUAGCAAAGGGAAAAAUUUCUUCUUACAUGAUAAGUUUUAUAACCUUCUCCUUCCACAGAGGCCAAAUAUGGUUUAAUCUGUAUGUUUCUUUUUUUUUUUUUUUUUAAUAUAACGUCUUAGAACAGAGGAGCAAUAGAUCUUGUUUGUUGUAUUUAAUACGUGAUCUUAUCCAUUUCCUAAGGAUCUCAGGACAUAUUGACAUCAAAAUAUAAUAAGCAUCUGAAAAUCGAAUUGUCAGGCCUAAUUUAAAAGAAAAACAAGUUGCGAAAUAACACUUCUAUUAGCUUGUGCAGACA